This is a messenger RNA of Cetraspora pellucida, 936 nucleotides long. The record is from the annotation of a GenBank genome assembly. NCBI's taxonomy places the organism in Eukaryota, Fungi, Glomeromycota, Glomeromycetes, Diversisporales, Gigasporaceae.
AUGUGGAACUCUUCGACUUCCGCUGUUCAAGUAAACGCUGGUACUUCCACAAACGAUCCUAAAUCCGACACAUCUAACGAUACCGGAACAGAAUCCCUUACAUGGAUCUCGUGGUUCUGUGGUCUCCCUGGUCACGAAUACUUUGCCGAAGUCGCUGAAGAUUUCAUUGAGGAUGAUUUUAAUUUAACUGGCUUGAAUUCAAUGGUUCCUUUUUAUAAGGAAGCACUUGAAAUGAUCUUAGAUGUUGAAUCCGAGGAAGAAACUUUAAAAGUGCCAGACGUAUCAAUUGUUGAAACAUCAGCAGAAUUAUUAUAUGGUCUUAUACAUCAGCGUUAUAUUAUUACACGCCAAGGAUUACAGCAAAUGGCAAGUCUAGUGGAUAAAUAUGAGUCUAAGCAUUUUGGCACUUGUCCUAGAUAUUAUUGUCAAUCAUGUCCCGUGAUUCCUUGCGGGCGGAGUGAUAUGCCAGGUUUAGAGACCGUAAAAUUGUUUUGUCCAAAUUGUCUUGAUCUAUACACACCGCCUAGUUCAAGAUUUCAUAGCGUUGAUGGAGCUUUCUUUGGUACAACCUUUCCUCACCUUCUCUUUCAGCAGUAUCCAGAUCUGCUUCAAAAUACACCAACAGAAAUUUAUGAGCCAAAGAUCUUUGGAUUCAAAGUCAAUGAAAAAAGUCGUAGCGGUCCUAGAAUGCAAUGGUUAAGGAUACGACCAAUUGUAACAGAAAGAGAAGUUGAAAGUCAUGAACAAUCAGAAGGUGGUGGAGAGAAUGAUGGCGAAGAUGAUGGAUCCUUAUUGAUAUCAAAUGCCCAGGCUGGGAUACAAAUAACGAACUAUUUCAUCAAAGAUGCAGCAAUCUUUGAAAAAUUAACAUUGAUCGAUGAUGAUAAUAGCGAUAAUGAUAAAACUCGAUAUUUUUCGAUAAUGGAUCAAAUAUAA